AUGUCCUCUCAACGUUCCCAAGCCAUCACUCUCCGCGUUUGGUGCCCAUCUCUAAAUCCGAUACGAGCCAUGAAUCAAGGGCUACUGAUGCGUAUAAACAAAUUCGCUGGGAACGAGCAAUGUAUCCGUACAAUCAAGCUUCUCUUCAAGAUCCCGUUGGCCUUCGUCCACGAUAAGCAAGGCCAUUUCAUAGAUGACUUCAGUCUCCUCGAUGACAAUGACAUGGUUGUCGUCACGACAGGCUACUUUGAGUCACCUAUCAAUAUGUGGACAAGGGAGUUGCAACAGGGCCCUCAGACGGAUGCGUGGAUGGCACUCACACGUCCUCAGCGACGCGCCUACAUGCAGAACCUACCUUGUAGAUGCUGUAAGGGUAAUCACACAAAGACGACCCUUACUCUUCCUAUCCAUGUCAUCCGCUCCUCCAUAUCCGAGAUCCUCGCUUCAGGACUCUCCAUCUUGAGCCCUAUGCCUGCUUCCACCGCCGAAGCUACUCAUGCUAGGGUGAUCGAGGAAUCCUGGGGUCAGACUAUCAACGAUUUCAUGGGAACCAUAGGGCUCAUGAGACCAGAGGUUGCAAUGAAGUCCUGGCACCCAGCCUUGAUGGCGACUCUAGCAUUAUUAGCCGAUGCGACUACAGGGCAAGUCCAAACGGUUCAGGAGGCGACUAUGCGCGUCAUUGGGCGUAGGAGUCGGGCGUCAGGAAGCAUAGUUGUGAGUACAACAGAUUUACGUAGAGUCAUUGAAGAGAUUACGAAGGGCGAGGUGUAUUUCGAAGAUGAUGAGGAGAAAGAAGAGCAGCGCAGAAACACUGGGGAUGUUAGAGAUGGGUAUGACGAGUAUGGCCAUCUUGAUUUGUCUGAUUUUGACUGGUGCGGUAUUUGA
Molecule: messenger RNA, 885 nt
Organism: Plenodomus lingam JN3
Lineage: Eukaryota; Fungi; Ascomycota; Dothideomycetes; Pleosporales; Leptosphaeriaceae
Source: RefSeq, a predicted model, not a curated record